Messenger RNA from Actinia tenebrosa (Australian red waratah sea anemone), 2257 nucleotides. RefSeq lists its product as uncharacterized. The record is from RefSeq and is a predicted model, not a curated record. NCBI's taxonomy places the organism in Eukaryota, Metazoa, Cnidaria, Anthozoa, Actiniaria, Actiniidae.
UUGCACUCGUCAAGAAAGGAACUCAGCUGUGAAAGAAUUUGAUGCGAGAUAGAUCGGAAUCGCAAACAAGAUUGAAAGAGUGUAUAUGUGGACCAUUUCUUUGAUUGUAAGAUGGGGAUGCUAUCUACUUGGAUUUCUCUAAUAGCCCUGCUUGGUUUAAUACAAGUCAAAGGAAUUAUAUCAUUGGAUUUAAAAAGCUGUAAUGCAAGCAAGUUGAUAGAAGAAGGUAAAGAAUUGGGUAUUCGUGGAAAUUUGAUACCAGACGAAAGCUUCUAUGCUUCAUCCGUUUCUGACGCCAGUCAUGGGCCUCAACGAGGAAGACUAGAUCAAAGAGCGUCAGGAGGACAAGGUUCAAGCUGGUGUUCACAGCAAGCCAACAGUAUGCAGUGGCUAGCAGUUGAUCUAGUCUAUACAGCCAUAGUCACUGGUAUUGCAACUCAAGGCCAAAACGACCCCGACUCCUUAGGUGCUAAUCCCAAUUACACCCAAAGCUGGGUCACUAAGUUUACGUUAGAGUACAGCAAUGACAAUGAUUCGUACUUUUCACUCGAGUACAAGACCGAAAAACCAUUGGUUUUUAAUGGCAACACAGAUGGCAAUAGUAUUGUUUGUCAUGAGCUGCCCUAUGAAAUUACCGCGAGAUAUUUGCGCUUUCGGCCAAAGGAAUGGAAUGCCAAUACGAUUUGUCUGAGGAUUGGCGUUUUCGGAAACAGUCUAGGAGCAAAUGCAACUCUCCUUGGUGACCCAACUGAAGAAGCAACGGGUGAUCCUGGGCAUGAAGCCAUGUGGUGGUGGCCGUUCUUUUGGGUUCUUUUGGCUGUUAUCUUGACGGUUCUUAUACUAGGACUUCUUUUCUAUUGGUGCAUUGUACGCAAGAGGACCUACAGUCAAGAGAAGUACAUCAAAAUAAAGCCGGCUAAAGCUCCAAUUCAGAGACGCCAGCAAAAAAGCUACGUGAAUGAGGCGUACGAUAUGGCUGUGGUAACUAAGUCUGGAGCUACUACGCCAGAGACCGUUGAAGAACUUGACGGGGAUGAGAUUCAAGAAGUCACAGCUGAGUUCACAGCAAAUGAGCAAGAGAACAAGAAUGGUAUUGUUGGAUUUUCUGUUACUGAUGAUAACGACAAACCCGACGGCGAGGAAGAGGUUGCCAAUGGUGACGUGAAUUGGGAAAAAUACAGGAAGAAAGCUCUACAAAGGCCGGAACACACCUAUGUCAAUGUUAAGGACAUCAAUAACGAAAUAUAAGUUUCUCCAUUUCCUGAAUAAUCUGGCUUUUAAGUCAAAAAUGUUAGUCGAACGAUACACGUGCCUACAACAUUGCGAGAACUUAUUUUAUUACUGUUAGCCAUUCUGAGGUUGAGGGGGAAACUGGGUCGAGUUGGCAUUACAGUGCAUUGUGGGCCUGUUUUAGAGGACAUAUUUCCAAGAUGACGUCUAUUUCUUCCCAAAGAACAGUCCCACAAUGGAGUACAAUGCCAACUAGACCCAGAUUUUUCCUCGACCUCGGAAUCAUGACAAAUAUGCGUGGUAGGCAAAAGUGUACAGUAUUUUUCUACGUUGUACAAGGACCAUGACCUUCUUUUCGUAAUCAUCGCUUGGCCUUCCCAUUAACAUACAAAUUGAAGUUGCAUACCUAUUAGUCAUAACCUUUCUUAUCCACCGCCCCUAAAUAAUAAUAAUAACACUAAAUAGAAUAACAGUAGUCAUGAAAAGGUCCAUCCUACAUGCCGACCUCACAAGUUCUAAUAAAUAAAUUUUGGACUUUUAAGUAAAAGUAUAAUCGACCUAUGAUUAAAAGUAAGUCCAGCAAAGAAUUUCGGGAUAAAAAACCAGGGCUGUCCUGCCAGAAUAGAUAAUUAACUAAAGAAACGUUUUUAGUAACGAUUUCGUUUCAAUUUUUUUAAAUGUUUCUGCGACCAAACAGUUAGUGAGAAAUUCCUAAGGAAUUUCGUAGGAAUAUUAAUUUCCAUCCUUAAUAUCAUUUAAUGUGUUACUGUUACAGAGAUUGACGUCCAUUGCUCAAUCGUUAAAUAGAGUGAAGGCAUUUAAAGUGUAAAACAAAAAAACACUAGUCAACGUGUACUAGUUAAAUAGACACAAAAGAACACAAUGGGAUUAGGGUCUACGAAAGUGUAUUAGUCUAAUAAACCGUUUUCUCAAGGUUGCGUGCGCAUCCAAAUUUAAGGAACUUGACGGGCCAAGAUACCAGAACACGAGAAUUAUCAUGCAUUGCUAUAAACAUUUUUCGAUAAGA